Molecule: messenger RNA, 648 nt
Organism: Heterobasidion irregulare TC 32-1
Lineage: Eukaryota; Fungi; Basidiomycota; Agaricomycetes; Russulales; Bondarzewiaceae
Exons: 7
Coding region: 1-648 (215 amino acids)
Biological process (GO): intracellular protein transport; Golgi to plasma membrane protein transport; protein localization to organelle
Cellular component (GO): Golgi apparatus
Molecular function (GO): GTPase activity; GTP binding
Source: RefSeq, a predicted model, not a curated record
AUGUACCACCUCCUGAGAGGCCUACAUGAAUAUAUUACAAGAAAGGAAGAGUUUUCGGUGAUUAUUGUAGGGUUGGAUGGUGCCGGAAAGACCACUCUGCUAGAGAAAAUCAAGACGUUCUAUAACGACACUCCAGGUCUUUCUCCUGACAAAAUAGCCCCUACUGUCGGCCAGAACACGGGCAGGAUUACGCUUCCUUCUACUAUCCUGCAGUUCUGGGAUCUUGGUGGACAAAGAGGCAUUCGCUCCAUUUGGCCAAGAUACUAUGACGACUGUCACGCCGUCGUCUAUGUGAUUGACGCGGACGACCGCGAACGACUCAGUGAAGGCUGGGAGGUAUUCGAAAGCGUCCUGUCAUCACCUCAGAUUCUCGGCGUGCCUCUUCUACUCCUCGCUAACAAACAGGACAGCCCUCAAAGCCUUUCAGUAGAGGAGAUCCGGAAUGACUACGAAGACUGGCAUCAGCGGAAAAUGGAGAGUGCCAGGCGGAGGUAUGGUGAAGAAAACGAAUUGGAACAGCGGAGAGAAAGGAUCGCCAGUCUUGAUGUCAUGGGCGUUUCUGCGCUUGAGGGGACCGGCGUGCGAGCUGCGGUCGAUUGGCUAUUCAUCAGGGUUCAGAAUAGCAGACGUAGAGAUGAGCGUUCUUAG